This is a messenger RNA of Babesia microti strain RI, 1749 nucleotides long. RefSeq names its product conserved Plasmodium protein, unknown function. Lineage: Eukaryota; Apicomplexa; Aconoidasida; Piroplasmida; Babesiidae. The transcript has 5 exons. The record is from RefSeq and is a predicted model, not a curated record. Bases 1 to 1749 code for a protein of 582 amino acids.
AUGACUCUUGAACCUAGAAAUGAAGCUACAGAUGGAACUUCAGUGAGAUACUUCACUAGAUCGUCAAUUCCUGGAAAUAGAGUAGGUAGGAGGUGGAAUUUUGAUGAAAAUAUUUAUUAUAACGAGCCUGAAUGGUUGCCUGAGGACGACGAACAGCCUGAUGACUUUGAAAUAAAAGAUGUAUACGACUAUCCAUUGCAUAAAACUCAUAAAAAUAUAGAGAAAAGAGCACCAGUUAAAAAAUCCCUAGUUCCAUUAAUCAACAUUACCCGCUGUGCUUAUAUCACUCAUGUGCCAGGGAUACAGGAAACUGACUUAGAGUAUUUGAACAAAUGGUAUCAGAAAUACUGGCGUGCGAUAAAUUCCAGCGAAUUUAACUACAUUAAUUUGAGCGAUUAUAUUAAAAAUGACAUUUUGUAUAACUAUAAAGAUCCUGUUAAGAUUCAAAUGUAUCUUGGGGCACAGAAGAUUUUAUAUAAUACUGGUACUAUUGGUGACGGAAUUAAACAUGGAGGAAGUGAAUCUAUGUCUAAAAGCCCAAAUUUUAGACACUUUUUUUCAUUAGCUCUAAAGAAUCCAGUAUCACUUAAUUCAUUGAUAAUCAUGACCAAUUGUGUGAUAAUGAUGAAAGAAACACUACAAGAUCAUGAUGCACAACUCAUAAUUGUCGAUGUGUUACUAAGUUGCUACCCCUGUGCAUUGGAAAAUUUUGUAAAAUUGGGUGGGGUUUCACAUAUCAAAGCCUAUCUAGACUAUUUGGCAUCAAAUAGUGUCCUGGAUGCCCAUACAAAUUAUUUGUUGAAGUGUUUUAGUUUGUUGGGGCAACUCGAUAUUACAUUGGAUGUGUUGAAGCAAUCUAAAAUUGGUAUACCUGUUAAUAUAAUUGCUUCGGGGAAGAUCAACCCCAAGGGAACUGUACAAUACGAAUGUUCAGACAUUGGAGUCAAGGUUAAGGCUGCAGAUUUGAUUAAGAGGUGGAAAUCUAUCAGGGAUGAAGCGAUCCAAAAACCACUAAAAAAUACUGUUAAAAUUACGCCUAGCGGUACAAAUAAUAACGCCACGUCAAGUUCUGUGAAUAAAGACACCAAAAAUCUCUGCUUUGCAAAAGGAGUGGGGAAUUGUGAUAAACCCUCUAAUGGUGAAGGAAAAGGUUCAUUUGUGCUUAAUAUCUUGGACACUCUUGUGGAAGAGCAUGAAAAGGGGAGGAAGAGGAAACAAGAACUUAGGAAUGCUCACAAAUCAACCAGUUCGCGUAAAUUGGAGAAGAAAAUCGCAAGAGACUCUAUUCUCGUCGAUUCUACUGUGGAUAAGAAUUCUAUUUGGAAAAAUGGGCCUUCAGAUACAGUGCAUGGUAAUCACAGCCGAAACUAUGCUAAGUAUUCUGUUGAUUAUAACCAACAAAAUAGUACAUCAGUCAUGAUUCCUGUCGGCAUCCCCGUAAUAACAAAUCCCUCAUCAGAGCCAUUACACCAUAUCCCGCAAAUGUCCAGUGUUGAUCACUCAUAUAACAAACUUCCCCAGCAACAUGUUAUGCCAAUUAGUAAUGUACAAAAUGCUGAUAUGCAGCUCGUACCACCCACAAUAAAUUACAAUGGUGUAGUAAAUCGAUCGGUUAAUUAUCAUUCACAUUCAAAUAUCGAAGAAGGCGAUAGUAUGGGCAGCAGUGAGACUGCAAAAGUUCAGUCUCUAUUGAAUUUUUUUAGGACUAAUGAAGCUAAUAAAAUGGGUUGUCAAGGUAGCGCACAGUAA